AUGGCCCCCACGCAAUCUGAGCGUACCCCGCUGCUCGCGGGACAGCAGCCGCGAACCUCGUCAACCUCGCGAGCUCGUCCAAGCUUCGGCGCCAGCAUUGGUCGUCCUGACCUCACUGCUGAAGAGGAAGAUGCUAUCGCACAAGAGUCGGCGUUCAGCGCCAUCCAGGGCGCCGCCCAUGGUGUUGACCCCAAUUCGUCUGCCUUUGUUCCCUUGGACCAGAGCCACUUCUCCAUCGCUGGCGUUCCGCCUGCCGUCGAGGAAGAGCCCGAAGAGCCUCCUCUGCGCGCUGAUAUCUGGGUCAUCAUGGGCGCCAUGUGGAUCGGAUCUUUUUUGGCUGCGCUUGACGGUACCAUUGUCGCUACCAUCCUCUCGGCUGUCGGCUCCGAGUUCCGCGUGAGCAAGGAGGUAGGAUGGUUGGGUACCAGCUAUCUGCUUACCCAAACUGCUUUCCAGCCUCUGUACGGUCGUGCGUCUGACAUUUUCGGUCGUAAGCCGGCUACUCUCUUUGCUUCGGCCAUCUUCCUCCUCGGCUCGCUUCUCUGCGGUCUCAGCCAGACUUUCUGGCAGCUCUGCGCCGCACGUGCCCUCGCCGGCAUCGGUGGUGGUGGACUGACUACCAUGUCCACCCUGGUCACCAGCGACCUUGUCAGCCUUAAAUCGCGAGGCACGUGGCAGGGCCUGGGUAACCUUGUCUACGCCACCGGUGCUGCCCUCGGUGGUCCGCUCGGUGGUGCUCUCGCCGAUGGCGGUCUCGGCUGGCGUUGGGCAUUCCUCGUCCAGGUGCCCUUGUGCGUCGUUCACUUUGCUGUCGUUUCGUGGAAGAUCGACAUCCCCGCAGGCCCCGGUAGCAUGAUUGAGAAGAUCAAGCGUAUCGACGCUCUCGGUUCGCUUUCGCUCGUCACCUCGGUCACUCUGAUCCUCGUUGGUCUCAGCCUGGGAGGCAACGAACGCGAGUGGUCUGACAAGCUCGUCCUCGGCUCUCUGAUUAGUGGUGGUGUUGCACUCGUGGUCUUUGUGCUCAUCGAGAGGUUCGUCGCUCGUGAGCCCCUGAUGCCCAUGGCCGUCCUUUUCAACCGCACGCCUGGCUUCGUUUCCAUUGCUUGCUGGUUCAUCACCAUGUCGCAGUUCGGCAUCAUCUUCAACGUGCCCAACUAUUUUGAGAACGUGGAGCAGACCACCAAACAGUAUGCGGGUCUUCACCUGAUCCCCAACGCCAUCAUUGCUUCCACGUGCAGUCUGGGCAGUGGUCUCAUCAUGGCUCGUACGGGACGAUACCGCAAGAUGCUGCUGCUCGGCGGUCUCGCCGGUUUUGUUGGCCCACUCAUGAUGUGCUUCUGGUUCCGCGGAACCUCGGAGGCGUUCUACUGGCUCAGUAUGCCCUGGGGUGGUGCCGCGUACGGCUCUACCCUAACCAUCACCUUGGUUGCACUGAUUGCUUCGGUCGACCCCAAGGAUAUGGCCGCUGCUACGGGCGUAACUUACCUCUUCCGUGCCACCGGUUCGGUUUUGGGUAUCUCGCUCUCGAGCGCCAUCCUGCAGAACAGCUUGCAGAAGAACCUGGAAAAGACCGACAUCCCUCACAAGAUCAUCCAGCUCAUCCGCCAGGACGUCAGCACCAUCAAGACACUCAGCAAGCCGUUGCGCGUCGCUGCCAUUGGCGCCUACGAGCAGUCGAUGCACACCGUCUUUAUCGCCAUUGCUGCUGCCGGCCUGUUCGCUUUCCUCGCUCUGUUCUUCAUCGAGGAGCGUGAUCUUCCUGGCAAGAAGCCGGCUGUUGCUGCUCCUGCGCGUCGCUAA
Messenger RNA from Mycosarcoma maydis (corn smut), 1800 nucleotides. RefSeq lists its product as uncharacterized. NCBI's taxonomy places the organism in Eukaryota, Fungi, Basidiomycota, Ustilaginomycetes, Ustilaginales. Gene Ontology annotation, biological process: basic amino acid transport; transmembrane transport. The transcript has a single exon. Gene Ontology annotation, cellular component: fungal-type vacuole membrane. The record is from RefSeq and is a predicted model, not a curated record. Bases 1 to 1800 code for a protein of 599 amino acids. Gene Ontology annotation, molecular function: basic amino acid transmembrane transporter activity.